Molecule: messenger RNA, 1776 nt
Organism: Ipomoea nil (Japanese morning glory)
Lineage: Eukaryota; Viridiplantae; Streptophyta; Magnoliopsida; Solanales; Convolvulaceae
Product: transcription factor bHLH48-like
Exons: 7
Coding region: 361-1413 (350 amino acids)
Biological process (GO): regulation of DNA-templated transcription
Cellular component (GO): nucleus
Molecular function (GO): protein dimerization activity; DNA-binding transcription factor activity
Source: RefSeq, a predicted model, not a curated record
CUCUCUCUCUCUCUCUCUCUCUCUCUUAUAUAUAUAUCUAUCUUUAAUGCAAAAAAGAAAAGAAAUAUCGAAAACCCCUUUUCGGAGCAUACAUAAAAACAGAAAAAAUAUAUGUGCACUUGACCGACCGCCAUUGAAGCUGUGUGUACCAAGCAGUUUGUGCUUCUGACAAUGAUAAUAAUAACGAUAAUAUAAUAGUUAAAGAAAGUUCACCUCCUGUUCUCUCUGUGUCUCCUGGUUCAUUGUCUUUCUGGGCAACUGUUUCUCUUCAAUAGUCAGUUCCUUCAAGUCGAAUUGGUUCAGGAAGUGGAAGUUUUCGGGGUUGGGUUUAAGGAAAUAGUGAUAUUGGGGAUUGAAGGAAUGGAAUCGAUUGAAGGUGCUCAGGUUAGAUCCAUAAUAUGCGGAACGGAGCACGGAGAGAAUGGUGUUGGGGCCCAGCAAUUCGGCGACGACGGGGGGCUUCACAGCAUGAUGACUGUGCCGCCGGAAACAGGGAGUUCGUUCACUGCACUGCUGGAACUCCCGGCGAACCAGGCGGUGGAGCUCCUGGUUCACUCGCCGGCGACUAAGCUACCGGAAAUUGAACCUCAGAGGAAUUUCUAUCCCCGUUGUCCUCCGCCGCCGCCGAUUUUCCCUUCUGACAUAGCACUGAUUGACCGAGCCUCGAAAUUCUCGGUAUUCGCCGGGAAUUCCCCGGAGACGACCUCGAUUCCUUCGAAUUCCAGCUGGAAACCGAAUUUCGUGAAGCCCGAGCCCUUGGAUUCGGAUUCAAACCCCAACUCUUCUCCGGGCGUUUCCAAUCCCACUGUCAAUCAGAAUCAGAAAUCAACCAAGCGAAAGGACAGGGAGAAAAAGGUCAAAGAAUCAAGCAAGAAGAACAAGAAAUCUGCAAACAAUACCUCAGAAGACGGCGACGAAAGGUGCCCGUACGUCCAUGUCCGAGCUCGCCGGGGCCAAGCCACCGAUAGCCAUAGCUUAGCUGAGAGAGCUAGAAGAGAGAAGAUUAAUGCAAGAAUGAAACUGUUACAAGAGCUGGUCCCAGGAUGUAACAAGAUUUCAGGUACUGCAAUGGUGCUGGAUGAGAUCAUUAACCAUGUCCAAUACCUACAGCGUCAAGUGGAGUUCUUAUCAAUGAGACUUGCAACUGUUAACCCAAGAAUUGAUUUUAACGUUGAUACUCUCUUUGCUGCUGAAACUGGUUCCCCAGUAGAAAGUAACUUUCCGGGCAUGAUCAUGCCAUCGAUGUGGCCUGAGGGACAAGCCAACGGAAACAGGCAACCUUAUCAACAGCUAUGGCAUUUCAAUGGACUUCAUCGACCUGUGUGGAGUAGGGAAGACGAGAACUCACUAUUAACUUACGACUCAACAAAUCCAGCUUCUUUGCAUGCAAAUCAGCUAAAGAUGGAGCUAUGAAGGUAAAACGCGAAGCUUUUGGCUGUAGUUAGGCAUGUAUAUAUGACGACGCAGUAGUAGAUUGCAGGGAAUUUGAGAAAGGUGGUCACAACUCACAACAACUGGAAAUCGGGUUUCCAUGAUCUCUAAAUUGCAGCGACCUGGAAAUCCUAGUAUUAUCUCGCCUGAAGGGAUGACUGCUUGCUAGUCUUGAUUACAUAUAUACCCAUAUAUAUAUAAAUAUAUGUUUGAUAUAUAUAUAUAUAUGUAUAUAUACACUGGUGUUUUGCAUCUCUGUGAAUACUAACAACUUGAGAGACUCGUUCAAUCUGAUAUUGGGUGCAUGAAAUGAUUGAUUGAUUCAUAGUUGAGACUUGGGAAUUA